AUGACGGACCAGUAUCUGCAAGAGCAGCAUGCCCUUACCAUUGCCCGCACCGUCCAGAGGGAACGAGAGCUCGCCCAGGCCCGACUGGAUUCUGACCAUGGCGAUAGUUGGGUCAUGAUCACCCAGACGGGUGAUAUCAACCCUCUACCUCACGAGCACAUCAGACACAGGUCCAAUGCGAAAAUCAGCCUCGACCUGUCUGUACCCAAGGCUUUGCAACAAGGCCGGACGCCAUUCACGCAAAAAAGCAGUGACGGGACGGUAUACAUCACAACGCAACGGGUUAUCUACAUUCCCGCAAGGCCAACCCCCGAGUUCAAGUCGUUUCACGCGCCUAUCCUCAACUGUGUCGACACGUAUGUGGGCUCGCCAUUCUUCGGCGCGUGGUACUGGUCUGCCACCGUCGUGCCGGUCCCGGGAGGUGGCGUACCUGCCGACAUUCCGAGGGUCGAGCUGAAGCUGAGCUUCAAGGAGGGAGGGCACAGCGAGUUCAGGCAGAGGUUCGAGGAGCUGAAGGAACGAUUGGAGCACGUCAGGCGACUACAGCAGGAGACGGGGCAAACGGUCAACAUCCCGGACGAGCCGCUGCCGGCCUACGAGGCGACGGAGGGUGGAGGCGCCGAAGCGUCGAGCAACCUCACCCCUCAGCAGCCGGUGAGUAGGUCAGCAAGCUCGGGCAGCCAGAACCGACGACCGGACGAGCCGCCACCAGAUUACGACGAGGCGCAGGCGCAGACGCUCAGCAUGCGACUCGAAGAUCACAUUCGCGAGGAGUCGGACAGAUCAUGA
Molecule: messenger RNA, 789 nt
Organism: Colletotrichum chrysophilum
Lineage: Eukaryota; Fungi; Ascomycota; Sordariomycetes; Glomerellales; Glomerellaceae
Exons: 2
Coding region: 1-789 (262 amino acids)
Biological process (GO): positive regulation of DNA-templated transcription
Cellular component (GO): nucleus
Molecular function (GO): chromatin DNA binding; transcription coactivator activity
Source: RefSeq, a predicted model, not a curated record